This is a messenger RNA of Nomia melanderi (Alkali bee), 369 nucleotides long. Lineage: Eukaryota; Metazoa; Arthropoda; Insecta; Hymenoptera; Halictidae. The record is from RefSeq and is a predicted model, not a curated record.
AUGCCGCAAGACAGUCAUCGAGACACGACGGAAGCGAGUAUGGCAGCGACGAAGAUUCAAGCUAAUUUCCGGGGUUACCGGGUUCGGAAGCGGUUCAAGGAGUCGCAGAAAGACGCCAACUCGCAGUCGCCUAUGGAUCAAGGACAACGGGACGAGUAUCCGCGGGGAAAGGGGGAGUCCCCGGUCCCGGAGAAGGAAAAUGUAGAGCGGGUGAGCUUGGAGGAGAAAUCUGCGACGAAAAUCCAGGCCGGAGUGCGCGGCUUCUUGGUCCGGAAGAGGCAGGAAGUGGCCCGGGUAGCCGCGACCAGGAUCCAAGCCGGUUUCCGAGGUUUCAAGACCAGAAAGCUGCUGAAAGAAAGCGGACAAUAA